AUGAAGCUUAACACCACAUUCUUUGCCGCUCUUCUGUUAAACGCUUCUCUCACUUCCUUUGCAGCCUUAGUACCCGACCUUCAUGGCCGCAACCCACCCUUCAAGCCAACCACCACCACUCUGACGACUUCCCAAUCAGCUUCUUCUGCCACCUCGUCUGCUCCACCUGCUGCUACGUCGUCUGCACAGUCCAUCAAUGCCGCUACCUUGCAAGAUAUGCAGACCAUUCAUGAACGCCGUCUAACAAGUAUCAUUGGUGCCCUCGCUUCUCCGAAUUCUAUUCCCGCUUGGCUUUCUACCCUGGGCGCUGAUGGAAAAUGGCCAGAUAGCGAAGUUGACUACACAACGGGAUGUGCAGCGCGACGCGCUAAUUGGCCAGCUCAGACCCAUUGGCAGCGUAUCCUUGUAAUGACCGGCGCGUGGCAUGGAGGUAUUGCAGGUGGCGAUCAAUACGUAAAAAACGACACUCUUCAUGCCGCGAUUUCUCUUGCUAUGGAUUAUUGGUUCGGACGCGAUUUGACCAAUUUAGCAUGCAUGGACCUAGGUGGCACCUCAGCUUGCCCGUGUGACAACGCGGACAAUUCAUUGUGGAAUACUAACUGGUACUCAAAUAUCAUUCUUAUUCCUGGGCUAGCGGGUCAAACCUGUCUCAUGCUCAACGAUACCCUCACCGCGACGCAACUGAGCAAUUGUGCCCGAAUGACUGGCCGCUCGUAUGGCACCUUCGAUCAUUAUAUCAAUGGUAUCGGAUACUUGACCGGAGCGAAUACAUUGGAUGUUGCCAAGAUGGGCAUCGAUAGCUCCCUGUUGAAUUUGAACGUCUCGAUGCUCACAGACGCCUAUCGACGUGUUCACUCGGAGCUGUCCAUCAAGACUCAGGUCAAGGCCGACGGCAUUCGACCUGAUGGCUCAUUCGGACAACAUGAAGGUAUACUAUACAACGGAAACUAUGGCAAGGACUAUGUCAACGAUAUUCUCGACCUCGAGGUUGCAGCUGCAGGAACCCAGUUUGCUGCUGGAGCCGAUUCGAAGACCGCUUUUGCCACUCUCUUUUCCGGGAAUAAGUGGAUGAUUUAUCGGAAUACCUUGACUGGCGUACUACAUUGGGACUUUUCUGCACUGGGUCGAUUUAUAAGCUUCCCCGUUAUCGAUAAGCAAGCUACAGGCAGCAUCAAGAUAAACCUAACGGAAGUUACGCAACUUGGAACUGGAUGGUCCUCGUCUCCCUUGACUUCCUUUGCCAGUAGCUUGUCGAAGGGGAGCGACAGCGCAAACGCGGGCAACCUCUUGGGUAACAACAUGUUCUAUGACAAUGACUACAUGGUGCAUCGGGGUCGGAACUACGUUUCGACACUUAAAAUGUACUCCUCCAGAACUCAAAACACGGAAUGCACAAAUUUACAAAAUCCUUUCGGGUUCCAUUUAUCUGAUGGCGUGCUGUACACAUAUCUUCGUGGAAAUGAGUACGAAGACAUAUCCGCGGCCUGGGAUUGGAACCUCAUCCCAGGAAUAACCGUUGAUUACGGCGCCACUCCCUUGAACUGCGAUGGUACAGCAGCCUCGGGAGUAGAAGCCUUCGUUGGUGGUGUCUCAACUGGACAGGUUGGGGUGGCCGCCAUGCGAUAUACCAACCCCAACACGACAGCUCUGCACUGGCAGAAGGCGUGGUUCUUCCUCCAGGAUGACGUCCAGCACGUGAUGGUCUCUGGCGUCGCGUCGAGCAGUGGCGCGCCCGUCUACUCAGUCCUCGAUCAAAGGCUUCAUAAUGGAUCCAUUAUGGUUGAUGGCUCGGCGCAACGCCAGUCGAAUUCCACUACUGCCCUCUCUCUUUGGCAUGGGGAUGUUGGUUACAGUUUCCCCAAACCGGCUUCCCUUUCGGUGCAAUUUGGAAAUAAGACCGGCAAUUGGUCCUCCAUUGGAACGUCGACUCAACCCGCAUCUGCCGUAGACCUGUUCGCGGCGUGGAUCCAGCACACCUCACUCAAUACAUCUAUCGAAUAUACCACCUUCCCCGGAACUACCUACUCUACAUUCAACAGCAAACGCAGCCAGUUGCGCGUACAAACAAUUCAAAAUGACCAAAACAUCUCAGCCAUUUUCGACCAGAAACACAACACUGCGAUGGCCAUCUUUUGGAAUUCAGUCGGAGGCUCAGUCACCUUCACUCCCGCUAGCAACUGCGCACCACUCACCAUCGCCGCCAACUCCAAUAUCGCUCUGGUCUACGACCUCGACGGCCAAAAAGUCACAGUCUCUGACCCAUCUCAGAACUUGACUUCAGUCCAAGUCACGUUGACGACUGGCAAUCAAGGCAAGAAACCUACGGGGUGGGGUUCAAGCCGCAGCAAAACCCUCAAGUUCCAGCUUCCAACAAACACGACGGCGGGGAAGAGUGUUGCGCUGUCGGUGUAG
Messenger RNA from Laccaria bicolor S238N-H82, 2412 nucleotides. RefSeq names its product polysaccharide lyase family 8 protein. The transcript has 12 exons. NCBI's taxonomy places the organism in Eukaryota, Fungi, Basidiomycota, Agaricomycetes, Agaricales, Hydnangiaceae. Gene Ontology annotation, biological process: carbohydrate metabolic process. The record is from RefSeq and is a predicted model, not a curated record. Bases 1 to 2412 code for a protein of 803 amino acids. Gene Ontology annotation, molecular function: lyase activity; carbohydrate binding. Gene Ontology annotation, cellular component: extracellular region.